Triticum dicoccoides is the source of this 537-nucleotide messenger RNA. RefSeq names its product probable receptor-like serine/threonine-protein kinase At4g34500. The record is from RefSeq and is a predicted model, not a curated record. Gene Ontology annotation, biological process: protein phosphorylation. The transcript is spliced from 3 exons. Lineage: Eukaryota; Viridiplantae; Streptophyta; Magnoliopsida; Poales; Poaceae. Gene Ontology annotation, molecular function: protein kinase activity; ATP binding. Bases 41 to 463 code for a protein of 140 amino acids.
GUUUGGUCAUGUUUCCAGGUUAAUUACAUACUGACUGCAAAUGGAGCAAAAAGCUUCUAAUGCGCAAAGUGACCUAGAGCAGAUGUUAGUCGAUGAAACAAUUGAGCCCAAGGCCUUGCCGUUAUCACUCUUGAAGGACAUCACAAAUGAUUUUUCCGAUGACCGGGAGAUUGGAAGAGGUGGAUUUGCUGUGGUUUAUAAGGGAGUACUUGGUGACAGGUCGGUUGCCGUGAAGAAGUUGUCCAAAGCUUAUAUGCAUGAAACGGAAUUUGACCGAGAGAUUGAAUGCCUCAUGCGGGCUAAGCACAAAAAUGUCGUAAGAUUUCUGGGAUAUUGUGAUGAUAGACAAAGAAGUGCAGAAACUUAUGAUGGAAAACUUAUCAUGGCAGAUAUACAACAAAGAUUGCUUUGUUUUGAGUACAUACCUAAUGGGAGUCUUGAUUUGUAUCUUAACGGUACUUGAAAGUUGGAGUGGUAGGUUGGAGAGAUCAAAACAAGACACACUCUACGAACAAAUACGUGUAUGCUACGAGAUAG